CUGACUGCUGCUAAUCCUGCCAGCUGAAGUUCGAAGAAAAAAUAGGUAUAAUUGAACGUUUCCACGACGAAAAUGGGUCAUGGAAAUAGCAAGGCUUAUACCGAAGCUAUAAAAAAGCUCAGCUCGUUGGAAUUAAGUAAUAUUGUGGCCGUUUUUAACGAACUUUCCACAGAACACCAAGAUGGAACUCGGGCAAUACCUGAACCCAACAUGGCAACUAGACGUGUAUUUGCUGAUAGGUUUUCCCUCCCAGGGCUAAUAGGGGAGAGAUUAUUCCACGCUUUCGAUAGAGACAACAGUGGUGCAAUAAAUCUCGAGGAAUUUGUUGGCGGUGUUGCCCUGUGCUUACAUGGUUCAGCUCAAGCUAAAUGUGAACUUCUUUUUAAGGUAUUCAACUUUAGUGAUGAUGACAAUGCAGUUACCGAAGAUGAACUUAAGACAAUUUUACUCAGUUCACUUCAGUCAGCCAGUGUGAUCUUAGACAGUGUUGGUGAAGUAGAAACAUCUGAUACUGAGAAUUGUACUGAAAUAUCAUUAAUGGAUACUGUGGCUAAAAUAGUUCAAAAUGCAUUCAAAACAUCAAAUAAGUCAAAAAGUGGAAAGCUUUCUGCAAAAGAGUUUAGUAAUUGGCUUCAUAAAAAUCCUCAGAUAAUGGAUAAUGUAUUUGGUUGGCAAUGUCCCAAACCUGAGCUUGGUAAAUGGACAAAUGAGACAGGUCAGGAAAGUUACAAUGCCUUGCAAGAUUUAUUUAAUGGAGAAACUACGUCUUCAGGAGAUGCCUUUUUCAAUGCCUUGGCAAAUAAGAUUGAUAAAAACAGUGGUGAGAAAGAUCAGAAGAAAUCUACAAGCUCUUCAUCUGCACCAUUAUCACUUAAACACGAAGAUGAAACAACUGAUCCCUUUGUGUCCCAACAUGAAAACCUCUCAACUACAGCUUCAGAAAAUAAAGAUGUGAACACACCUUCAUCAGUUAAAACAAAACCUCGCCUUUCAGAGAGCGAAGAACCGUUCAUUGAAUUGUAUGAUUAUUAUUCUUCCAUGUGGCUUCCUUCAAAUGAAACUAAUUCUGUACUAGAAGGCAUUCGAAGUGGAACAUUAAACCCAGAAAAUAUGGAACUUCACCCUAUUAAAGUGCCUUCUGUUCAAUUCACUGCAUCUCAAAAUGAUCCUGUGAAAGAACUUCUUUUAAAAUAUCCAGGAGACAGCGAGGCAGCACCGAGAACUGUGUUAACUGAAGAUAUGGUACCCACGGAUACUUCUGGUUUGAAACAGUUAUUGAAAGCUGAGUGUUGGAGAUCAGCUCUUAAUCUAACUGUGAAACUCUUGGAGGAGAACACAAAAGAUGUUUUACUUACUCUCAAAAUCAUGGAGAUAUGGUUUUGCCGAAUUGCGUUGCUGUACGAGUUGAAAAUGUACAGUGCUGCCGACAUAGAACUUGAAGCAUUUGGAAAUUUUGACUCUGCAAUGUUUUUUUAUGAAUAUUAUCCUCAAAUUUAUUCAACAAAACAAGGAUCCAUGGUGCCGUUCUGUUUUCGAAUUUUAGCGGCCAUUUUGCCUCAGUAUCUUGAAAGACCUAAGGAAGCUUUGGAUAAACUCUUUCACGUGCACAACGUUUGUCUUCACGUGUUAAGCGAUCUCUCUUCCAGGUCAUGUGACAGUAAUUCAGAAGAGGGAAAGUCAUUACAAAAAGGAAGAGAUUUAUGGAAAGAAAGGUUAUUAAAAGUUCUUUAUUGUAUCGGCAACACUUUUCUCACAAAAGAGUACGGUCUGGCUGUAUCCAUUUUUAAACAGAUUGCCGAGAGAGAUCCAAGAAAUGUUCGUGCCGUUUUAUCUGGAUUAGGAAGGAUUAGCUUGCAAUCAGGAGACAUCGAGAGCGCCCAGGAGUAUUUUAAACGUGUCGAGGAGACUGGACCCGACAAUGAUGACGUAGCUAAGUCCGAAGUGCACGUGAAUCGUGGUCUUCUCGCUUUGACCCUCGACGCGUAUGAAGAAUCGUACAAACAUUUUAUUGCUGCGAAAAAUUUAUGUCCCUCUAACGUUGUUGCGAUAAACAAUGCUGCAGUUAGUUUACUGUUUCAGGGACGAAGAAAGGAAGCUCUACAGUUGCUUGAAGGUGUCGUGUUUGAAAAUCCCGAGAAAAAUUUAAUUAAAGGAAUCCUGUUUAACAUCGGUAAAAUGUACGAUCUUGAAAAUUCGCGUAAUCUGCAUCAAAAACAAAAACUCCUUGAGUUGAUUGGCCAACAUCGAGGAGAUGGCUUUGACGUGUCGUGUUUGAGUUUCCCUAAGCUUGAAUAAUGUCUUUCUUGAUCGUAAGAAACAAAAAAAGUGAGUUGUAAUAUUCUCAUAAACUUUUUUUUACUAAUAAAAGUCUUUUUGUGA
Messenger RNA from Xenia sp. Carnegie-2017, 2379 nucleotides. Its product is annotated as trafficking protein particle complex subunit 12-like. The record is from RefSeq and is a predicted model, not a curated record. Gene Ontology annotation, molecular function: protein binding; calcium ion binding. Gene Ontology annotation, cellular component: Golgi apparatus; TRAPP complex. Lineage: Eukaryota; Metazoa; Cnidaria; Anthozoa; Malacalcyonacea; Xeniidae.